ACGUUUGAAAAAUAUCGAAACUUUUUAGAUACAGAGUUACUCGGCGCUUGUCAAUAAUUCCUAUUAUGAUGAAUAGAAUGCGGUUGACCGUCUUCGUUGGUGUCUUGGCCAGUUGUUGCAUUUUAAGUGAAUGUGCUAAAUUACCUUCAUCUUGGGGAAGGUGCCACAAAUCGGACAAGGACUUUUCAACAUGCCUAAGAAAAAAUGUCGAAGAUGCCAUUCGCAAACUCCGAUAUCCUACUCCCGAACUUGGAAUGAAUGCUUUGGACCCACUAGACAUUCCUGAAUUGUAUAUUGGACAAGGUAAAGGACCAGUAAAUGUGGCACAACAUUUCAAGAAUGUAAAAUUGUUCGGAUUAACUAAUGUCGAUGUUCAAAAAGUAAAUGUUGAUUUCGAGAAGAACCAGCUUGUAGCUCAAUCUACUAAUCCAGAACUGAGACUCCAAGGAGAUUAUGAUAUGAAAGGGCGAGUGCUGCUUUUGCCAAUCUAUGGACAAGGACCAUGUAAUGUUACCCUAUUGAACAUGAAGAUUCUUCAUACGCUGACAUGGGAGAAAAUACAGAAAAAAGGCAAAACAUUUUUGAAACCUGUCGAUUUUAAAGUAUCCAUGGAGCCUGAUAGAGUCAUUUUCAAGUUUGAUAAUUUGUUUGAUGGUCAAAAGGAACUAGGUGAUAAUAUUAAUAAAGUACUGAACGAUGCCUGGGAUGAAGUAUUCGGCGACGUAAAGCCGGGAUACGAAAAAAGCUUCGGUCUGAUAUUUAAGGACCUGGCCAGUAGAAUUCUGACGAGAGUUGCAGAAGACGAGGUGUUCCUAGAAUGAGAUAAACUCAUUUGAUUUUGAAGCUUAGAUGUGAUAGUGAUAAAGCACAAUAUAGUAUUUUGCUUAUUAUAAUUUGUUAUAUAUGUUAUAUAACAACUUUUAUUUAUAAUAGUUUUGGCAUAGAUGUUUUAUUUAGUAGCAUUGAUUUUACUUAACCUUGCCAGUGGUAAUAAGGAAAUACAAGUAUUAAUAAGUUG
Molecule: messenger RNA, 1018 nt
Organism: Sitophilus oryzae (rice weevil)
Lineage: Eukaryota; Metazoa; Arthropoda; Insecta; Coleoptera; Curculionidae
Product: protein takeout-like
Exons: 6
Coding region: 66-821 (251 amino acids)
Source: RefSeq, a predicted model, not a curated record